UUGAUAGGCCUACACUCUUAAGAUGUUCUGGCAUAAUUUCAUUUCAGUUGACAAUGUGCCUCCUGUGAUUAACUGCCCAGCCAACAUCAUUCAAGAAGUCACGACUGGCAAUCGGAAUGGAGUUGAAGUAACGUGGAAUUUACCCACAGCUACAGACAACAGUGGAUCUACGCCAACUGUCAUUCUGACCUCAGAUCAACAGCUGGGACCCGGUGCCUUCUUCCAGUUCGGAAGUUACACCAUUGCUUAUAGCGCCGUUGAUGGGGCAAGCAAUUCCGCCGAAUGUUCCUUUACUGUAACUGUUGUGGAUCGUGUACCACCUGUGAUCACUUGCCCAGCUGACAUCACCCAACGAGUCACGAUUGACAAUCGGAAUGGAAUUGAAGUAGAAUGGAGUCCUGCAACAGCCACAGACAACAGUGGAGCUGAACCAAAUGUCUUGCUGGGCUCAAAUGCACAACAAGGACCUGGUUCCUUCUUCCAGUUUGGAACCUACAGUAUUCUCUACAUUGCCUCAGAUGGGGCAAGCAAUUCCAGGACAUGUUCUUUUACUGUGACAGUUGUUGACAAUGUGCCUCCUGUGAUCAACUGCCCAGCCAACAUCAUUCAAGAAGUCACGACUGGCAAUCGGAAUGGAGUUGAAGUAACGUGGAAUUUACCCACAGCUACAGACAACAGUGGAUCUACGCCAACUGUCAUUCUGACCUCAGAUCAACAGCUGGGACCCGGUGCCUUCUUCCAGUUUGGAAGUUACACCAUUGCUUAUAGCGCCGUUGAUGGGGCAAGCAAUUCCGCCGAAUGUUCCUUUACUGUAACUGUUGUGGAUCGUGUACCACCUGUGAUCACUUGCCCAGCUGACAUCACCCAACGAGGCACGAUUGACAAUCGGAAUGGAAUUGAAGUAGAAUGGAGUCCUGCAACAGCCACAGACAACAGUAGAGCUGAACCAAAUGUCUCCCUGGGCUCAAAUGCACAACAAGGACCUGGUUCCUUCUUCCAGUUUGGAACCUACAUUAUUCUCUACAUUGCCUCAGAUGGGGCAGGCAAUUCCAGGACAUGUUCUUUUACUGUUACAGUUGACACCAAUGAAAGAUCUUGA
Patiria miniata (bat star) is the source of this 1099-nucleotide messenger RNA. Its product is annotated as hyalin-like. NCBI's taxonomy places the organism in Eukaryota, Metazoa, Echinodermata, Asteroidea, Valvatida, Asterinidae. The record is from RefSeq and is a predicted model, not a curated record. Bases 23 to 1099 code for a protein of 358 amino acids. The transcript has 5 exons.